AUGCCUAGCUCAAAGAAAAUUGUCAUAGCAGGGGACUUUAAUAGGCACAUUGGGGUUGUGCCGGGAGGUUAUGACGAUGUGCAUGGAGGUUUUGGUUUUGGUGAUAGAAAUGAGGAGAGAGCAGCUUUGUUGGAUUUUGAAAGGCUUUUGGAUGUUAAGAAGAAAGUAGAGAUUAAGAAGGAGGCGUAUGUUAAGUUGUUUGAGAGUAAAGAUGCAGAGGAGAAGAGAAUGAAUUGGGAGGUCUACAAAUUAGCAAAUAAGGAGGCUAAGCUUGUAGUUACGGCAGCAAAGUCAGUAGCUUUUGAGAGCUUGUAUGCGGGGUUAAAGGCGAAAGAUGGGGAAAAGAGGUUGUAUAGGCUUGCUAAGGCUAGGGAGUGGAAGGGUUGGGAUGUCGACCAAGUGAAGUAA
This is a messenger RNA of Capsicum annuum, 408 nucleotides long. RefSeq lists its product as uncharacterized. Gene Ontology annotation, biological process: chromatin remodeling. The coding region runs from base 1 to 408 and encodes 135 amino acids. The record is from RefSeq and is a predicted model, not a curated record. The transcript is spliced from 2 exons. NCBI's taxonomy places the organism in Eukaryota, Viridiplantae, Streptophyta, Magnoliopsida, Solanales, Solanaceae. Gene Ontology annotation, cellular component: nucleus.